GAAGACGCUCACACAUACACACAUGCACUGAGACAGAGGCUGACCAUAUCAUCUUUGAUUCUUCAAGCCUCCCACGAAGCUCACCCACUGCCAACUCUUCGUGAAGCUUACCUGGGCCCUCCUCAAGAGAUCCUUCUGCCUUUCGAGUGCUCAGAGACCGCGUCUCAUUCGUGCUAGUACUUCUCUAUCGUCAGCGCCGUGGAACCCAGAGUACUAGUAUCGUGCAAGUUCUCACGCCAGAAGAAGAUUCGAGACCUACUGGUUGUCGUGCCCUCGUUGUCCUCGCCGAUAUGGCUCUCAAGUUCGCUCCCUUUGGCUCUGAGAUUGAGCUUCCCUUCUACACAGCUUUGUCCCAGUUCAAGAUCGACCAUGACAAGCUCGAUGACUCGGCACGCUCUGUCCUUGGUCUCUACGAGCCUCGCCCAAAUGCUAGCCCUGAGGAGGGUUCCCGUAUGAGAGUUCUGGGGAAUGCGCUCACGAGUGUUGAUGUCCCUGCCAAUCACAUCCGAGCUGAGGGAAAGAUCAAGAAUGUCAACACCAUUGAAGACUUCAAAAACCUUGACAAGGCCGCUGUGCUUCAGACCGCAGCCAAACAGAUUUGGGAUGCUGUUAACGACGGCACCAUUUACUCAAUUCCCUCCUUGCUCUCCUCCUUCACCAUCAUAUCUUUUGCAAAUCUGAAGAAGUACACGUUUACGUACUGGUUUGCCUUUCCCGCACUGCAUUCCGACCCUACUUGGAAGUAUUCCGAAGGUCCACAACCAGCUCAGUUGACCGGAAAGGAAACCACUGCGUUGGUUGAUGAAGUUGGCACCUGGCGCUAUAGCACUGAUCCUCGUGAGCACGGCUUCUUCCUUGCCAAGAGAGUCCGUUCGCCCCCCCAAAAUGACGGGCGACCUUCUACUCCUACGCAAGGUGAUGAUUUGGGCUACAAAUGGGUUAUUGGAUCUCUCAGAGACUUUGAGAGUGGUUUCUUCAAUGGAAUUGAUCCUGCUGAUCAAUUUGUUUCGUUUGUUGACCCCUCCACUUAUCCCGAUAAUCCUGGCUGGAUGCUGCGGAACUUGUUGGUCUUGAUUAGACAACGAUACAAGCUUAAUAAGGUCCAGAUUCUCUGCUACAGAGAUGUCCAGUCCAGACGUCAUGAGGCUCGAAGCCGAGUUCUGCUUUUGGAGACAGAUGGAGAGGCAAAGGAGAUAACCGAGAUGCCAAAGGUGACUGGUUGGGAGCGCAAUAGCAUUGGAAAGCUGAGUCCAAAGGUGACACAUUUGGCUCAUUACAUGGAUCCACGUUCUCUGGCCGACCAAGCCGUCGAUCUGAAUUUGAAGCUGAUGAAGUGGCGAAUUGCUCCGGAUUUGGAUCUCGAGAAGAUCAAGGGAACUAAGUGUCUUCUCCUCGGUGCUGGAACCCUCGGGAGCUUUGUCGCUCGUGGACUGUUGGCUUGGGGAGUCCGAAAGAUCACUUUUGUGGAUAACGCUACGGUUUCCUUCUCAAACCCGGUUCGCCAGCCUUUGUUUGACUAUCAAGAUAGUGUUGAUGGAGCAAAGAAGGCGCAUCGAGCUGCCGAGUCUUUGAAGAAAAUCUACCCAGGAGUCAACAGCGCCGGCCAUGCCAUGUCUAUUCCUAUGCUUGGCCAUCCUAUCAUGGAUGAGGAGAACACGAAGAUGGAGUUUGAAAUUCUUCAAAAGCUUAUUGAGGAUCAUGAUGCGGUCUUCCUACUUAUGGAUACUCGCGAGUCCCGAUGGCUUCCAACAUUGAUGGGUAAGGCUGCUGGGAAGAUAGUUUUGAACGCUGCAUUGGGCUUCGAUACAUAUGUGGUUAUGAGACACGGCGCUAUUCCUACUGAUGGUGGGGCGGCAACUCUGGGCUGUUAUUUCUGCAAUGACGUCGUUGCUCCAAGUGAUUCUGUGAAAGACCAAACCCUCGAUCAGCAAUGCACGGUCACGCGUCCAGGUGUUGCUCCCACAGCUUCCGCACUCCUUGUUGAGCUUCUGGUCUCUAUUCUUCAGCAUCCUCUCGGCGCUCACGCCCCUGCACCCAAGGCAGCCGUAAGCCACAAUUCAUCCUCUACUGAUUACGAGCGUGAUCCUCCAAAUCACCCUCUUGGUCUUGUUCCCCACCAAAUCCGCGGUUUCCUUUCCAACUUCCAGAACAUGAUCAUCAGUGGCCAAUCAUAUGACUGUUGCUCCGCGUGUUCUCCUAAGAUAAUUGAAGCUUACCGAACCGGCGGCUGGGACUUUAUCAAGCGUGCUUUAACCGAGAAAGACUAUGUUACCGAACUCAGUGGACUUGCUGAGGUACAUCGGCAGGCCGAGGCUGCUGCUGAUAACCUCGACUGGGACAGUGAGCCAGGUAUGGAGGACGAAGAGGGUGAAGGAGAGUUGCUCUGACAUCUCUACCAUGAUUUCUUCUCACUUCAUUGUUUUUUGCUUCAAUGCUUCUUGCAAUGGUCCAGGUUUCCUUGCUUUAUUGCUUUCUGCCUUGAUGAUUUAUUUUUUCGAUGACAGUGCUUGUUUAAUGCCACUAUCCCAGGACACUGAACUAUCAUCACUUCCUUUGAUACCUGUAGCUCCGAUGCUUAGUGCUUCGGCGCUUCUUUUCCAUGAUUGUACGUUUGCAUGAUCUCAUGGUUUUCGGCUGGCGUUCAGGGCAUAUCGAGGAGUCCAGAGCAUCAGGAAGAAGUAUGGCCGGCGGCAUAUCUGCUCAUCAAGGAUGAAUUCGAUGGUAAUUCCACGGUAGUUUAGAACAAUAGGCCUUGAAUAUGAUUUUACGAUGAUUAUUGC
Molecule: messenger RNA, 2780 nt
Organism: Amorphotheca resinae ATCC 22711
Lineage: Eukaryota; Fungi; Ascomycota; Leotiomycetes; Helotiales; Amorphothecaceae
Exons: 4
Coding region: 291-2387 (698 amino acids)
Biological process (GO): C-terminal protein lipidation; piecemeal microautophagy of the nucleus; autophagosome assembly
Cellular component (GO): phagophore assembly site; cytoplasm
Molecular function (GO): Atg8 activating enzyme activity; Atg12 activating enzyme activity
Source: RefSeq, a predicted model, not a curated record